UCAGUGUUGGUACUACAUACGUAUUACACUACUAUACCACGCGGGUGCAAAACGCAAUCGAAGAUAGAAGAAUUCUGUUACCGGUGGCGUUACGUGUCUAAUAGACAAAUAUCAAGUCCUACGACAAACGCGAAGCUAUUUUUCCAGAAUGUGUGAGAUCUUCGUUCUUUUUGACGGUUAUUCAAGACAGAUCAAUAAUAAAAUAAUGGAGGCAAACUGCACGUGCACUCUGAUAAAGGCUCAGAAAAAUAUCAUCGUGGAUACAAUGACAGCAUGGGAUCGCAGUCGACUAGAAGACGCGCUGCUGCGACAUGGUAUUCUUCCAUCGAACAUUCACUAUGUUGUCUGUACGCACAGUCACGCCGAUCACAUCGGUAACAACAAUUUAUUCACAAAUGCAGAGCACAUUGUUGGCUAUAGUGUUCAACAAAAAACAAGUUUCUAUGACAAACAAAUUGAACAAGAAGAUUAUAUACUCUGCAAAGGCGUUCGGGUGACCGCAACUCCUGGACACACUCACGAAGAUGUCACAGUCCUAGUAGAAAAUGAUUCCGUGAAAUAUGCGUUAACAGGUGAUUUGUUUGAGAAGGAAGAGGAUAUAACAAACCCUGCAUUGUGGCAAAAUUUGGGAACUCUUCAGCUGCGUAAAGUUCAGGCUUUGACACGCCUUAGAAUAUUGAAGUAUGCUGACUGGAUAAUUCCUGGACAUGGAGCCAUGUUCAAGAAAACUAGUGUGCAAGUCGCUUUUUUAGAAAAACAAAUAUUGGAAACAACAUAGAUGAUAAACGGCUUAUUCUCCUAGUGCUCUUACAAAUGAUGAAUGGUAUUUGAUAUAUUGCUGGUAUCGUCAGUCCCACGACGACACGAGUUGCUGCCCACGUCCAGAAUGAACUUGCCAUUGAAGUCAAAAACCCUCCAGUUAUCAAUGUUGCAAGACAGGUGAAAAAAGACAGUCUGCGUCCAAUCCUGCUUCAAAAAUAAUCACUAUGAUAAGGUAGCUAAUUUUGCUCUAACUGAGCAAAAACUAUUGUACACUGAUAGGAAAAAAGCACCCCACCUAUCAUUCAACAUCCCGAAUAAAUAAACUCCGAUCGGCCCUCCAGUGUUAAGUGCAACUAAUCCAAUCGUAGGGUAGAUUGAAUGUUCACAGACUAAAUCGAACUGUAAAGAGUGAAAGGAAGCCCAUUUUACGAUUCUCCAUAUUGUACUUUUUUUUCUUCGGAGAUAAAUUUUCUGGCUGUACUUACAUCUACCACGAUCGAAGAUGUUACGUCUGAUUCAUCGUACUCCCAGCCGUAAUCACAGGGUAUUACGGUCCACGAUAAGUUUGGCAAAAAAUUCUCUGUCAUUAUCAUCUCUGGAGUCUUCCAGUCCACGUUGUAACGCAUGCAGCGGCUAUACGUCUCAUUGUCUUCCUACAGAUUGAUUAUCUUCAGUGAGUCGAGUCCCUCAAGUCCUGGAACCUUACACCAGUGGGGCGGAGUAUCGGCCAUGAAGAGUUGAUUGAAGGCACAAAAUCCACACGGCAGACAAGCCGGAAGACAAACAAACCACAACAGUAGCCUUUGGUACCUUCCAAAUUCCCCGACAAUAGGCAGAAGGUCAUCGAGGUCAAAUGCGUCCUGUCGCAAAGCAGUUUGGUACUUGCCUAUCCUCCGGCAACGAGUUAUCUUGAAUAUUCAUCACGCCCCUGGUGUAGUUCUGAUGCCAGGCUACUGAAACCUCAAGGAAGCCUUAGAAGAGAGUGAGUUAUCUAGAUCUAUGCGUAUAUAAUGGUCUCAAAUAUUUCUGUGUCUUAAAAUCCUUCUUAUGCAAUAAACGUUCGUUGUAAAAUUCUUCACAUAAGCCAA
Molecule: messenger RNA, 1850 nt
Organism: Athalia rosae (coleseed sawfly)
Lineage: Eukaryota; Metazoa; Arthropoda; Insecta; Hymenoptera; Athaliidae
Product: metallo-beta-lactamase domain-containing protein 1
Exons: 7
Coding region: 149-778 (209 amino acids)
Source: RefSeq, a predicted model, not a curated record